CCCUGGGGGACAGCAGGGACAGGGAAGGGUCAGGACAGCAGGGCACAGCCCCGCAGACUACAGACUCGAAGGACAGGUCCUAGGCAGAGCUGCCGCCAAGAGUCGAGGGAGAAUGCCCACAAAUGGAAGGAAAGUCCAGCAAUCCCAGCUCACCCAUGUUCCUUUAGAGCAAGCUGGCCUUCAGCUCCCAGGCUGGCCUUCUCAGCUGGCCCCUGCUCCAGCCCAUCUGAAGCAGCUAUCACCUCCAUCCCGCCUCCCCUGUCCCGGGCCCUUCCCAUCUACAGACAGCUGCCGUUCAUCUUUUCUGGGUGAAUCACUUCCUCCUGCUCUAGCCAGGCCCUGGUCUCCCUUCAUUUCCUCCUCCCCAUGGCUUCUGCUUCUCACAGGUUUCCCAUGAAGGGGAGUUGUCAGAGGUGCAGAAGUACACUCCUUCCAGGCCAAGGCAGGAGCACUGCCCGCUCCCAGCUGCUUCUCCUCCCUGUGGUCUGGCUCCUGCUGAGGAUGCGGAGGGAGCCCUACCCUAGACACAGCCUCACUCAGCCCCACCCUAGAAGGAGAGAGAAACAAUCAUUGAGGCCCGCCUGCCUCCUAAAAAUACAUACCAGGGCUCCUAGAGGGCAGGGCUCAAGGCUUUUUAUGAUAUUGCCAGCACAGUGCAGGGGAUUGAGGCAUGCAUUUUAAUAACCAAAAGAAUAAUAAACAACCACCUCUGUGGGCCAAGGCUGUGGGUGGAGAGGCAGCUCUACAGGGGAAACCUGAGCCACCAACCCUACACCCUGAUAAGAUCUGUAGUGGGAAUUAAAUCACUUCCUCCCUUGGUGCAGCUGAAGCUGUGUGAAGUGUGAUGCCCACCAGAGUUGGCACAGAAGUGAGCCAGGCCAGGGGGCUGCACAGCAGAUAGCUGUUGGGCCCUGUUCUGUGGUACCCCGAGCUGGUACACCCUCAUGGAAUAAGCCAGGAAAAGUCUGGUGGUCAGUGACCCAGGGAAUAAGAAGGGAGUGGCUGGGGUUAAGAUGCCAGGCCCUGGCCAACUGGUUUGGAGUCAGGGGUGUACAGAACCAGGAAGUGUUACUCAGUCCAGAUCCCCCUGCUCCACCCGACAGCCCCACCCCUCGUACUCUCUCCGGGGCUGCAGUGGGCUGCAGCAGCUCUGAGGAAAGCUGCCCUCCCAGCCAGGCCUGCCUCCUAGGCUUGGCCCAGACUCCUCCCCAGAGGAGGGGCCCCCAAAUGAAGCCCAGGAAGCCGGAUGGGAAGAACUGGAGGUAGCAAGGCCCUGGCCUUCAACUGACCUCUUCUGCCCUGAGGCAAAUCAAGGGUAAAUCAAGGAAGGAUGAGGAAAUGGAGCAGCCAGCCUUGGUGUCAGGCCAAGGGAAAAGCAGUUCUCCCCUCCCCAAGGUAAGGCUGCUCGGCUGAGAAAACUUGAAGUCACCCUUGGCAUGCCCUGAGCCCAGCCCUGGGAGGAGCCAGCCCUUUAUAGGAACGGGGCUGCUCCUCGUUAACAUCCCCCCUGCCUCCUUCCCCCAUCCUUGCGGGCUCUGCUAAUGAGGGCCUGUCACUGGGUGCAGGGCUGAGUCACCCACACCAGCGACAGGUCUCCCUUCCUUCCCAACAAUCCACAAGCCCGCCUUUCAGUUAACUCCCACCUCCCUUAGCUCCUCCCUCUAGACACAUGGGGGGCUGGGGAGCCGCGCCUCCCUGCCAGGGCCUGGGGCAGUGAGGCUGCAGGGGAAGAGGAGGCAGCAUAGUAACCCACAAAGCAGGGCUUCCCCCAGACGAGUCCCCAGAGGAAUCUUAAGCUCCCCAGAGCCCCUGGGGUGUUGGCUGCGCUGCCCCAAUCCCUGCCUGCGGAUGCUGCAAUUACCUCAGAGCGUGAAACCUGGCUUCCCACCUGACUGAGUCAGCGAAGACAACAACACAGCUCCACCACCACCACACACUGGCACAAACAGCAAGCCACUAAUCAGAGUCCAAGACCAACCGGCGGAGAGGCCCGGCCCCACGCUGCCCUGGAGACCAGGGAGAAGGUGAGCUUGGGCCCAGGAGGAGCCCGGCGCUGGGGAAGAAGAUCCACCUCUGACUGCCACGGCUGCCUUCACUCCAGCUCUGUAAGUGCUGUUUCUUCCUCCUGGGGUUUUUCCACUGCCCUAUCAAGUAACCAGGCCACUCCUGUCCCUCUGGGAAACUCCGGUCACCAGGAACUCCCAGCUCUCAGCUCUCCUGGACAGGAGUGCCCACAUCCCGGGACCUCGGUUCACCAUCCAUGAUGCUGGCUUGAAGGUCUGUGCUGAGCAGAAACCUGGAGGCCCCCGCUUCUGCCCACAAGGGCUGCCUCGCUGAUUCUUGCCCAUCACUGCUCCAGUGGGACCAGAUGGUCCCUAGCUGCCCUUGAUCCAAGCUUCUGAGAUACCAAGCUUGUCUGCUGGCUCCCUGGGGCCCAAUGGAAACCUGGCGGAAAGGCUCCUUCCGCAAUGCCUCCUUCUUUAAGAGGCUGAGCCUGGGGAGGCCACGGCGACUCCGGCGACAGGGCAGCGUGCUCAGCCAGGCCAGCACGGCCGGCGGGGACCAUGAAGAGUACAGUAACCGAGAGGUCAUCCGGGAGCUGCGGGGGAGGCCAGAUGGCCGGCGCCUGCCACUGUGGGGGGAUGAGCAGCCCCGGGCUACCCUGCUGGCCCCACCCAAGCCCCCGCGCCUCUACCGAGAAAGUUCCAGCUGCCCCAACAUCCUGGAGCCCUCGUCUUCCUACACCGCUGCCUACUCAGCGACCCUGCCUUCGGCACUCUCCCUGGCAGACACCCUCCACCAGUACUCUGAGGAGGGCCUUUUGGACACACCUCCCUUCCAGAGGACACCUGCUCCGGACCUCAGUGAUCCCUUCUUCUCCUUCAAAGUGGACCUGGGGAUUUCACUUCUUGAGGAAGUUCUACAGAUACUGAGGGAGCAGUUUCCCAGUGAGCCCUGCUUCUGAAUGGGGAGAGGGUGGGCAGAGGUGGGGUGACUGGAAGAGCCACAAACCUAGGGACCCAUAGGAGGGGCAGUCAUGGUUUAAGAAAAAGGUAGAGAAGGAAUCCAGGGCCCUGCCUGCCCUCUGGGUCCUGAACAGUCCUCUGAGUCAUCCCAGACUGGAGGGACAGAGGUACAGAGGCAAGCUGCAAAUGUGCAGGGGCACCUGCUAGCAGGAGCCCUGAGGGCAGCUAGCUCAGUGGGGAAAUGGAGGCCAUGCCUGCAACCACCAGGACCAGGUGAAGGCCAGCAGAGGGGGCGGGUGGCAUAAGGGGAGAGUCUGGGAGUGGACGACACACAGACUGGGCACAACAAAUAGAUGCCCUGUGCCAGCUCCCUGUUAAGCCACUGUCAACAGAGAGAGGCUACAGGACAGGUCUGGGCAAAAGUGGUCCAAUCCAGGCUGAAGAGGAACGUGGGAGACCCAAGGGGAGAGGGGUGAGACAGGUGUGACCUUGUCUAAUAUGACAGCCACUAGCUACAUGUGGCUAUUUAAAUUUAAACUAAUUUAAAUUAAAUAGGAUUACAAGUUCAGCCCUCAGUCACACCAGCCACAUUUCAAAUGCUCAGUAGCCACAUAUGACUAACGGCUGCCACACUGGAAUGCGCAGAAUGACCAUGAACAUCAUUAGAGAAAGUUCUAUUGGGCAGCGCUGGCCUUGACCAUGGCUUGGGAAGGGGGAAGCAUAUGGUGCCUGCAAAGGAAGGGAGGGGCUGUCAGAGUAGUUACGAGUGAGGCAGGCAGAGUCACAGAGUGUAACUCAGGAAAAAGGCCAAACAAAUCAUUAGCAGAAAAGGAGGCACAAGAGACUCAAAGUGCCAGCACAGCUGCCUGGGCACUCCCUGGUGCUGAAGGAAGGUGGCUCUAGGGAAUGCCAGGCACAGGCGCAGACACAGCUUGCGAAGCGGUGCUCUGGGGAAUUUCCAGAAUUAUUAGUGAUAGGGGCCCUUGGGAAAUGCAGCAAAAACAGUGGCAGAUUUCCCUCAUUCCCUCACCCAUGAGAAUAUGGGAGGACUGGAUCGGGGACAGACAUGAAAAUCGUGGCUGUUACGGUGAAGAGGCACAGCUGGUCUCCAGAAUCCUUGCUAGGACUGAGGAGCUCUGCCUUGCUCAAAAUCUCUGAUGAUGGGGGCUAUGGCCCCAUCCUGCAGUCUGGCCAGAAGACUUGGAGCCAGAGCCAAGUUGGCCAUGUGGUUCUGAUGCCCCAGGCCUUUCCAGGUGUGGGAGAGGGAGAGACGGAAGCCUGGACACACACUGCUUCUACAGCCCAAACUUUGUGGCCUCCCCCUGCCCUCCUAAUGUGUGGAUGUUCCAAGCUGAAAACUCCCCUGUGGGUGCAGAUGAUGAAUAAAGUUCUUUACAGCACA
Messenger RNA from Camelus dromedarius (Arabian camel), 4368 nucleotides. RefSeq names its product chromosome 5 C15orf62 homolog (gene C5H15orf62). Gene Ontology annotation, molecular function: small GTPase binding. Gene Ontology annotation, biological process: positive regulation of pseudopodium assembly; regulation of cell shape; positive regulation of actin filament polymerization. Lineage: Eukaryota; Metazoa; Chordata; Mammalia; Artiodactyla; Camelidae. The record is from RefSeq and is a predicted model, not a curated record. The transcript has a single exon. The coding region runs from base 2438 to 2965 and encodes 175 amino acids. Gene Ontology annotation, cellular component: cytoplasm; membrane.